Drosophila rhopaloa is the source of this 2128-nucleotide messenger RNA. Its product is annotated as protein hemingway. Bases 167 to 2032 code for a protein of 621 amino acids. Lineage: Eukaryota; Metazoa; Arthropoda; Insecta; Diptera; Drosophilidae. The transcript has 5 exons. The record is from RefSeq and is a predicted model, not a curated record. Gene Ontology annotation, biological process: spermatogenesis.
UUCAGAGUUAAAGAGUUUUCGAAGUUUCGGCAGUUCUCGAUACAAACUACAAAAAGACACACGUGUUCCUCGAAAAGUUCGACAACGUUUUUCCCCCAAAAAACAAAAAACACCCUAAGAAAAGCAAUAAUUUUCCGAUAAGGCAAACGAAGGAUAAGAUUACAGGAUGUCGGAAGCUGGAGAAAACUCUGAUGAGGAGUAUUAUGCAGAGGAGUCAUUCGAGGAGGACUCGCAAUCAGAAGUGGAGGAGCAGGACCCUGAGGAAGAAGAGGAAGAGGUGGAGGAUGAGGAGGACGAUGAGGAGAAUAUUGAGCAGGAGGUUCCUGAUCAGAGCGUAGGUCGUCUGCUGGAGGAGAGCGACACGCAGAGCGAAAGUGAUGCGGAGGCCGAGUUCCUUCGCGGAAAUCCUCACGCCCGUCGUCAGUUGGCCGCCCGUUCAACUGGCGGCUUCAAUCGCAUGGCAUCCUACAUGAGCUCCUCGUCGGAGGACGAGAGCCAAAUGGUCGUCACCAAGACGGUGGCCGAGGUUAAUCAACUCAGUCUGCGACUGGACACGCCUCUGGACGACGAGACGCCCUCGGUGCGCACUCUGAUGCCAGGCAGUGCCCAUUCCCCGGCUAAGGACGAGAUCGAGGACGACGAAGAGGAUGAGGAUGCUGAAGUCGAGGAAGUCGAGGAGGAGGAGGAACUUCAAGAAAACGAAGACGGUGCCCAAAGCGAUGGCACCAUGGAGUCGAACGAUGGUCGCCAGUUCGCCGAAGGCAGCGAUGAGGAUGAAGACACAGAUGUGGAAGUGGAGCAACUGGAGGAGGAUGAGCCAUUGGUUACGGCAGUGCUCAAACAGACCGUGCAGGAGACCAUCCAGCUGCCCCAAGAGGAUAUUGUUUCGCUGGUGGAUGCCAGCGACAACAGCAGCGAGCACAGUGUAACCACCAUGGGCGUGCCAGGUGAUGAGACAGACAUGACCCUAGCGUACGACUCUCCUCGGUUCCAAAAGAAGCAGCCAGAAACCGAAACGGAAACCGAAACAGUGAUUGAGAGGACAGAAACCGAGGAGGAUCAAAUAGAGGAGCCAAUUAAAAGCCUCCAUGAGCUCGUAAAUGAUGACGAUACAUCGCUAAGCCAGAAAACUGAUAUGGCAAGAGUUCGAUACCUGGAGCAGCAGAUGACCCAGAUGUCGGAGAUGAUUAUGAAGUCCUUCCAGAUUAAUGGAGGAACGACCAACAGCCAAGCCUUCGAGCAGCUUGCCAUGGCCACGGAGCUUAUGCAACAGCGCAGGGACAGGCGAGAGGACACUGAAUCCGAGAUGCCAUCGAUGACGGAAUCAGCAAUGACCAGUGCCCGAAGCUUGGGAGGAGGAAGACCCCCGAUUAGGAUGCGUAUGCAACGCUCUCAGGAGGCAUUAAUCACGACUCGAUCCUCCAAGCUGAUCAGGCCCAAGUGCAGGUGUCCCUCGGAAUCAGAUCUGCUCCAACAGGAGAGGGAACUGGAGAUGGGUCAGGUAUUGGGGCAGAGUCUGAAUGCGAACACGGGUUUGGGCAUGGAAAUGGACGAAGGCUACCUCGUAGACGAGUGUGGGCAGGGUGAUGGCCUUAUGAGGCAUCCGCAACAGAGAAGACCGCAGGAGUUGAACAGGCGAGCAAACAGCGGUACUCCAAGCAGCUUCAACAGCGACGGAUGCGAAUAUCCUAUUAAUGUCUCUCGUUCCCGCUGCUCCAACGAUAAGAUUAACUACAAAAAUCUGGGGCGCAAGAGCUACAGUUUUACGAAUCCACAGCUGCGUGAGAUCGAGCGACAGAAUCAGAUCCUUCUUCGGAAAAUGAUGACUGUGAAGCCCACGGCCACAAUCAAAGCGAGCACCAGUAGUCUGAAGUUUAACGCCCCCGAAAAGCAACGACAGCAACAGCCGGCGCCGCGGCUCUCCAGCGCUGCCGUGAAUCGAAAGAAGUUUCAGCGCCAGAUUGAUCUGGACAACGAUCUCCUCAAGCGGAAACUAGAGGCAAUCGGCACCAGGCGCCCGCAAUUUAAGUGACGCCUCCAAGGGCAGCUCCAACUGUGUUCAUUAUGUGUUUAGAAAUGUUUAAUGCGAAUUUACAAAAUUAAAAUUUAUUGCAAGUUGAGAAGUGUA